AUGGAUACCUUUAUGUGCUGUUGUACCCCAUACAAACCACGAUAUCGGCGACUCGUCGACGCCAUUUACCCAAGAUCCUUAAUGGAAGGCUUGAUCAAUUCGAAUAUGCAAAAGCUAACGUUUUAUGCAAUAUCACGACCUGAAAAAUUGGACAAAAUUGGUAAAUACAUUGUGUCGCGAUUAUCCAGAGACUUGUAUCACCAAAGAUACAACCAAGUAAAGAUAUCUGUGGAAGCGAUGGAUCAGCUGCUGCAAAGUUGUCACGAUUUAUCGAGUUUAAAUAAGUUCAUCGAACACUUUCUUACAAUGUUGCAGAAGUUGUUGGAGACGAAUCAUUUCCAAAUGGAGAAACUGGCUACAGAUUCGUUCGUGAACUUUGCGAACAUCGAAGAAAACACUCCCGCUUACCAUCGAGAGUAUGACUUCUUCAUUUCUAAAUUUGCAUCAAUGUGUCAUUCAAAUAACAGUGGAAUUUCAAAAGAUGCACGAUAUGCAGGUUUACGUGGCUUAAGAGGCGUUAUGUGGAAAUCAACGACCGAUCCACUGCAAACUAAUAUAUGGGAAAGACAAUAUAUGGACAAAAUUAUACCUUCGAUUCUUUUUAAUCUUCAAGAGGAUGAUUCUGACGAAUCAAAGGAAAAAAGGAAUCUCUUCUCAGUAAUUGAUCAACCCUAUGCAAUGGACGGUGUAGCGGAAAGCCCAAGGGCGCUUGCUGAUCAGUUUAUACGAGAACUGAUGGCAAAGGCACCUUUCGGCUUGGUUUCUGUUUUGGAUCCAGUUCUGAAACAUUGUGAUUUACAUACGAAGUGGGAGCCUCCGCCUAUAUUCGCCAUUUACACAUUCCGUGCUAUUAUGUAUAGUGUUAAAGAUCCGAGUUUUGUCAUUCAAGCUUUAAUAACUCAUUUGGAAAAUAUGUCAAAUUCGAAUGCAUCUGUACGCAUUGGCAUUGCGACGGUUUUAUCAAGCAUUGUUUCCAUUGCCGGUACUAGUAUUGGACCAUCUUUAAUAGGUAUAUUCAAUUCUUUACUGAAGCACCUACGUCGAUCUGUUGAAUUUCAACAAACCGAAGAAUGCCCUUCGAUUGAUCAGGAGAAAAUAUACCAGGAAUCAUUGAUUAAUGCUAUGGGUGACUAUGCUUACGCAUUACCCGACUACCAGAAAGUGGAAAUCAUGCUUUUUAUAUCCGCUAACAUACCAAACCUUGGAAAAGAUAGUCAAUCGUUAAAACCGAGUGAUAUUUUUCUGCAGCAUAUACUUGUAAAAACACUCUUGAAGGUGGCAACAAAAUACCGAACAGGUUUUAUGUCAACAAUAUUUGGUAAUAAUUUCCCAAACACAUUGUUGCGAUUAGCUUUAACUAGUGAUCCUAUCGUUCGCUUAGAUACGCAGUGCAUUUUCCAUACCUUACUUGACAGACAUGAUAAUUUGUCAGUAUUACGACAUUUACCUUAUGUCAACGAUGUUACUGAUUUGCAAUUAACCUUCGAGAAAUGUAGUCGGUCGGAUGAAAUGAUCAUGCGAAAUUAUGCACCGCAUUUACUUAAUGCUCUUUAUAGGUGUGUUUGGAUGGUGCCUGAAGAUGAGACGCAAGGAGAACAUAUGGAUGCAAUCCUUUGCACAAUGGCUUUACUAUGCAUCGAAGUUGGUUUUGAUGAAAUGUUGAUACAAUUAUUCCGGUUGUCUUUUGCGCUACAAUCAAUGGCACUGGAAUCGUCGUUUCAUUUCAGUGGUGCGAAGCGUAUAGCUAUCCAUAAUUUGGUGGCAAAAUAUCUUAACUUUAGCAGUCAGCUGAUGGCCAUACCAUCUCUUUGUCAGCAUGUUCAGCAAAUUGUGAAACAGCGGGCGUUACGAGCCCAUCCGUUACUGAACCUUUUAUCGGAGUUACAAUCUGGUAAAAGCAGCCCCAAGAAGGCACCGCUUGCAUGUGAUGACGAUGAAGAACAAGCGGCACUUUGUCUUGAAGAAGAUGCAACAAUUCUUUUCGAUAUCAAUGAUGUCAGUGAAAUGCUGAAGGCUACUGGUAAGGAUGUGAAGAACCUGAUGGUACCAUUUGUUUCGAAGGACGCAACGUUAGCGCCAUCAGCAUCGGGCGAUAUGAUAAUAAGUAGGGACUGGCCAUUCAGAGAAUAUGAAAAAAUGAACAACAUUGAUGGAACAGAUACUAGUGGAAUUGACGAAAAUACAAUUUCGAUUGAUAUAAGCAUUGAUUGGAAUCAAUCUGAAUCUGCACAAACUUCUCGUAAAAAUACACUUUUUUCAUCAACAGAAAAAUCGGAUACUCCUCCAACCACUGUUAAUGAACUGCGUAAAAACAUAAAUAUGUUAAUCGAUCCGAGUGAACAAAAAAAAAUGGAGCAGAACCGGACGCAAAGAAUUUUGGAUAAGUUUCGGACCCAGGACUUCAAUAAACUUGUAGAAGAAAUGAAUCAGGAACGUGAAGAAGUUGACUUAUCGCGAACUGUGAAACGAUUGCUUCAACGAAAUGACGAUGCAAGUCGUAUAAAUGAAUGCGGAUGUUACAAUAAACCGAAAAAUAUUUUCGAACUAAAAUUACCUGAAUCUUUUGUUUUUUAA
Molecule: messenger RNA, 2574 nt
Organism: Cercopithifilaria johnstoni
Lineage: Eukaryota; Metazoa; Nematoda; Chromadorea; Rhabditida; Onchocercidae
Source: the annotation of a GenBank genome assembly